AAAGUCACUGACAUCUAUUGUUCCAGCAAGUUCCAUUUGACUGGUAUUUAUAACCCGAAACGUUUGUAGAGGAGCGUGUGUUUUGAAGAAAUUUCUGCCUUAUUACUGUCAUGUACAAGUCUAGUAAUGUUGGGGUAUUUUAAGCGAAAGAUUUCCAACACACAGACUACAAAAUGCGUCUCCACUGGAAUUCCAGAAGCAAUGCUUCUGUAGACGUUUUGAUUGAGGAUAUCCUUCAGAGACUGGAUUGUUUUCCUUCGCACGUUCCUGAUUGUCCUGCGCUAACGAGUGAAAGUUAGCCGUUCCCACGGAGGCGACUGGAUUCGCAGAAAGUGCUUUAGGAGUCUCUGCGAUACACACAGAGGAACGAUGUGCAUUUUGCCGUUGAAUUUCUGUGAAGAGAAAUAAUUACGAUGCUGAGAAAUAAAGCCUUUCAUGCCGCUGUUUGGGCAGCAUGCGGAAUACUGAGUACCAUGGUGGUGGACGCAACGGAAUGUAGCAUCGAAAUCGUGAAAGUCAUCUCUUCCACAGAGUCAAUACGCCUCACGCUGGAUAACGCAAACGUGAAAUGUCAAUACACAGUUUCUGUCAAGGACAGACACACAGAUUCGAAAGGCUGCCGUCAAGACCGAGAACAUUCCAAGUGCCAAAUCGAGAGUUUAGAUCCCGGAACGUGGUAUCACCUGGAUGUAAUAUCAACGCUGGAUGAAAAGCAACAGUCUCAACGCGCUGUCACCCUGCAGACUAGACCUUCAGCAGUGGAAAAUCUACAGGUUUCUGGUGAUGCAAACAGCUUGGAUGUUUCAUGGCAGCCUGGUAAAGGCAAAACAGAGCGAUACUGGAUUGUGCUCAUAGACAGCAGUGGCAGAGAUUCAGCAUGGAACUCGACAGUGGCGAGCACAGCCACUUCAUAUACAAUGAAGGGAUUGAUUUCUGGACGACUCUACAACAUCACUGUCGUUACAGAGGUUGGAGAGCUGCAGAAUUCAGCGUCCACACAAGCACAAACAGCUCCAGCUUCAGUCUCUAAGCUAAGAACGGAGAACAACGGCGACCGGAACAGCAUCAGGGUUCUGUGGGAUAAAGCUUCUGGGGACGUGGAUAGUUACCUUGUCAGUCUGACGACACCUGGUUCAAACUCUAUUGAGAAAGUCUUACCGCCUGACGACACAUAUGUAGUGUUUGAGAAUCUGAGUCCUGGGAAGGGCUACCAAGUGUCUGUCAGUACCAGGAGUGGAGCGCUUUCUAAUAAGACAUGGAUCACAGGAAAAGCAGAUCCAGGAAAGGUGUCAGAUCUGGUGAUAGAGAAUCUGUCGGUUCGCGGAGCACUGAAGAUCUCCUGGACGCCACCUUCCGGCGAAUGGGAGCACAUCCGUGUUGCGCUCUCAAAUGGGAGUGAAGUCCUCAGGAACCAAACUGUGGGUAGAACGGCAAAGGAAAUACUCUUGUCAGGGUUAAAUCUGCUGCCAGGCAGAGUUUACAGAAUGGCCGUCAGCGUUGAGAAUGGAGGCCUGGCUAAUACGGUCAUAUAUGAGGGGGAAAUAGGUCUUCCCCCAGUGUCUCAGCUGCACGUCCGCCACUCAGACGAGACGUCUCUGAGCGCGCUGUGGGCUCAUGCCGCUAGCUCAUCGUCCCGCGAUGGCUACAUCAUACAGCUUUUCCAGAGCAACACAUCUACAGUUAUUCAGACACGAAACUUGAGCCGGGACAUGAGAGAGUGCACCUUCAAUGUGCUCACACCGGGUCGCCUGUAUGACAUCACUGUAACCACCACCGCCAAGAUCAUCCGCAGUUCUGCCACACUGCAAGGCAGAACACAGCCUCUGAAGGUGAAUCACCUGAAACUAAGCAACAAGGGGAGUACAGACAGUCUGAAUGCAAGCUGGGAGAAACCGCUCGGGGAUCUGGAUUUCUAUCACAUGCUGCUGUUGAGGGACCAACAGACGGUCCACAACAUUACAGCUUCUGCAAACACAACCUCAAGACUGCUUCCCUUCCUUAGACCCGGCGCUUUACACAAGAUACUGGUGACCACAAUCAGCGGAUCACAAACAUCCAAACUAGCUGAGGCUGAAUGUCGGACAGUGCCUGCUGCUGUUUCGGACAUUACAGUCACUAACAGUGGCCCAGACUUUCUGAACGUUUCAUGGAAGGCGGCAGAAGGAGACGUGGACAAUUACGUCGUGAUGCUGAAAGACCAAGAGAAGAUCGUGCACACUCUUGCCACAUCCAAAGCAACCACAGAGUGCGUGUUCAGGAGCCUGGUCUCAGGACGGCUCUACAGCAUCUCCAUCGCCACACACAGCGGCAGCUACAGGAACCAAACGCUGCUUCAGGAGAGAACAAAACCAUCCACAGUCCAGAACCCUACCGCCAUUCACUCCGCCAGGGAUGACUUUCUGAAGCUUUACUGGAAUCACGCGUCUGGGGAUUAUGACUAUUAUGUAGUGACGAUUGAGCAUAACGGCACACGUCUUCAGAGUCAGAAGCUCAACAGGACUCAGAGCGAUUGUGCGUUCAGUGAUCUGGUUCCAGGACGUCUCUACAACUUGACCGUCAGCACCUGGAGCGGCCAGCACUACUCUGCAGUCUCUAUAUACGGCCGCACAUUCCCGGGUGCUGUGGGUAAUUUGUCCCUGACUGAGCGCGGAGGCACUUUUCUGAGGGUCAGCUGGACGUCCGCUCCAGGAGAUGUUGACCACUAUGAGCUUCAGAUCCUCUUUAAUGACACGCAGGUGUCCGCAGCUGUAAAUCUAAGCAGCGCCAUUGGGGAACACCUGUUCUCUGCGCUCACACCAGGGAGGCUCUACAAGAUUGUGCUGUCGACUCACAGCGGGUCAUAUCAGCGCGCGGAGAUCCUUGAGGGACGCACAGUGCCCAGUCAGGUCCAGAGUGUGCAUCUGAGCGCUGGCACCGCAGACGGCAGUCUCAGAGUUUCAUGGUCCUCUGCUGAUGGAGACCUUGACUUCUACUCAGUGUCUCUGUUUCAGGAGACACAUCUUCAAGAUAGUAGACGUGUCCCGAAGCACAUCACACAGGCAGAAUUCUACAACCUCAUACCUGGCCAGCUGUAUUCGGUGACCGUUCAGUCAGUCAGUGGAUCGCAGACAAACAACAGCACAACUACUGGCAGAACUGAGCCCUCCACAGUCACUGGCCUGCGGGCGGAUAAUGAGCUUAGCACACACAGUCUUCUGGUGAGCUGGAACCCAGCUGUGGGAGUUCAUGACGGAUAUCGUCUCUGGUUGCUGGAUGACGGUGGCACAAACAUCCACAAUGCCUCUGUUCCCGCCGCUAGCAGACACCACCUGUUUGAAAAUUUAACUCCAGGAAGGAGGUAUCAAGCGCACGUUCGGACUCUCAGUGGGACGGCGGAAAGCAAGGACGUCGUUGCAGAGGGACAAACACGUCCAUCCGCAGUGUCGGCACUUCACGUGUGCUCGAACACGAGCAGUGACCUUUCCUUCUGCUGGGCUUCAGCGGUGGGCUGGGUGGACGGGUAUGAAUUAUAUCUGUACGAUCGAGACGAGACCCUCCACUAUCACACGACCCUGGGGAGUGAUGCUCUGGGCUGGUCCUUUACACUCCUUCAGCCGGGAACACACUAUAAGAUGACGAUCACCAGUAAGAGUGGGAAGCUGAGCAAUCAGUCAUCCGUAUGGGCUCACACAGCUCCGGCCUCAGUCCCAGAGCUGCAUGUGGAGAAUCAGGGUCAGACGGACAGUCUUCUGCUGAGCUGGACUCCUGCUCCAGGAGGACUGACUGGGUAUUCGGUGACUGUGGACGGCAGAGAGCAGCGGGUGGGCCCAGAGGUCACUCAAGUGGUCUUCCACAGUCUGGUGGCUGGAAGACUUUACCUUGCUACAGUGCAGACGUGGAGCGAAGAUCUAAGCAACUCUACGACUGCAGUAGGACGCACAGUCCCCGCAGCGCCAUCGUCGGUGUCCGUCAGCUGCUCUGGCGGCUCAGUGGACAUGAAGUGGCAUGUCCCAGACACAGGAGACUAUGAGGAUUUCGAAGUGACGUGGUUUCCUCAGGACACACUGUACAUUUCUCAUCUCCGUCCCACUCAGCGGAUCCUCGAAGGACUUCAUCCAGGCCGGCUCUACAACAUUAGCCUUCGCACGGUCAGUGGGAAGAGACACAGUCCUGUAACCUACAGCCGUCCCGUUUACCACACCAUCAGAACCCCUCCACUGCCGGCUCCGAGCAUCCACUGUUUCCCCCUGAGCUCCACCUCUGUGUCCUGCUCCUGGACUCCUCCGCACUCUGAUUACGACGGCUUUGUUGUGCAGUGCCACAGACAGGGCUCUGGGAAGGCAGUGUACACGCACACGCUGGGAAACCAUACCCUCUCGCAGCAAUUUGACAGACUGGAGCCCUUCAAAAACUACACCAUCUACGUCGCAGUGAUGUCUGGAGACAAGCAGAGCUCAACCGUAAAGAACAGCGUUAUCACUAUGAUCGACAGGCCCCCUGUCCCACCAGUGACCGUACGGGUCAAUGAGCAUUCAGCGGUCAUCACCCAUUUCACCAUCCGGUUUAAGUUCAACUGCAGCUGGUUCAGUGAUGCUAACGGAGCCAUUCGCUACUUCACAAUAAUUGCCACGGAGUCAAAUGAUGUUGAUAAUGGCUUGCCGGAACAGAGACAUCCUCUGCCAUCUUAUCUGGACUAUAGACAGAACCACUCCAUCAAAGCCUACCAGACGGGCUACUUUCACAGCACGUGUGCCGAGGGGUCCGACGGCAAGGUUCAGGUUUUCGAGAUAAACCUGGGAGCAGGAAUGAAACAUUUGGGCGGAGCUUGCAAAUUGGAUCCAGAAUCUAUCCAGCACGGAUCACAUCUUUGUGACGGGCCCCUUAGAUCCAGGACAUCGUAUCGAUUAAGCGUCCGUGCCUUCACUCAACUGUUUGAUGAAGAGAACAGAGAAUUUCCACACCCGCUUUAUACAGACACCUAUCUCUCGCUCCCUUUAUUAACUCAAUCAGCACCACGAAGCGGCCUGACAGGAGGGAUCACGGCUGCCCUGUUUCUCAUCACUAUGGUGCUCGCCCUGACAGCCUUACUGAUUUACAGAAAGAGAGCGCACAAAAUAGCCGUGCAGGAAAGUCCAGUGAUGAAGAUGUGCAAGUGGAAGGCCUUGCCCACCUCACAGAUGUGCCUGCGCAUAAGGAGCCCAGUUCAAGCUGCCAAUUUCGAGUCCCACCUUGCUAAACUUCAAUCCGAUUCCAGUUACCUUCUGUCAGAAGAGUUUGAGGGCCUAAAGGACGUGGGACGGAUCCAAACUCAAAAUGCUGCACGUCUGCUUGGUAACCGCAACAAAAACCGAUACAACAAUAUACUUCCCUACGACUCCACGCGGGUGAGACUGUCCUGUCUGGAGGAUGACCCCUGCUCAGACUACAUCAACGCUAACUAUAUACCUGGAAACAAUUUCAGAUGGGAGUAUAUCGCCACACAAGGGCCUCUGCCAGGUACCAAGGACGAUUUUUGGCGAAUGGUGUGGGAACAAAAUGUGCACAGCCUAGUAAUGGUGACGCAGUGUGUGGAAAGAGGCAUGGUAAAGUGUGACCACUACUGGCCGACGGACAGCGAGCCUUUGUGCUAUGGAGACAUUGUGGUGCAGCUGCUUUCUGAGAAGGUCUUUCCAGAGUGGACCAUUCGGGACUUCAAAAUAUCAUGCGAGAGUCAGCUGAGAUACCCCAGGAUGGUGCGUCAGUUCCAUUACACCAUCUGGCCAGAUCACGGCGUCCCGGACACAACUCAGUCUCUUAUCCAGUUUGUGCGAACAGUCCGAGAUUUCAUCAACAGGACAAACAGUCCUGGAAUCUCCGUAGUACACUGCAGUGCUGGUGUGGGUCGAACUGGGACUUUCAUAGUGCUGGAUCGUGCUUUACAGCAACUAGACAGGAACUGCACAGUGGACAUUUACGGCUGUGUGUUUGACCUGCGCCUGCAUCGCUCAUACAUGGUACAAACCGAGUGUCAGUAUGCUUAUAUCCAUCAGUGUGUGCGGGAUGUUUUGAGGGCUCGCAAACUUGGCUGUGAACGAGAUAACCCCCUUUUCCCCAUAUACAACAACAUCAUUUAAAGGUAAGGUAAGAGUUUUUGUACACAGGAUCACUAAGACAUUUGGCUGUGUUGGACAAGAAAAGAAGAGCAGGGUUUGUGUUGUACCAAUAGUAUUAAUAGCAGUGCAUGAGAAAGACAUAAGCUUUAUUUUUAUACUUUAUAUACUUAUAAACCUUUUUUUAUGAUUCACUUAUGUACAUGCAAACCACCAGUCGUAAUUAUUUAUGUUGUAUGCUAAUAUCAAUAGACUGUAUAUAGACCGCUGACAUAAAUUGGACAUUCGUUUUCUGACAUGUAUAAUCAAUAGACCACAGAGGAUGAACUUUUAUUCUUCUGUAGCUUGCAAAUACAAAUAACAGUUGUUCCCUAUUGGAAUCAUUCUGUGCACAAAUAAUGGUGUUAAUAAAUGACAUAAGACAAAGCCUCAAA
Molecule: messenger RNA, 6502 nt
Organism: Danio rerio (zebrafish)
Lineage: Eukaryota; Metazoa; Chordata; Actinopteri; Cypriniformes; Danionidae
Source: RefSeq, a predicted model, not a curated record